CGCGCGUGCACCAGUGAUACGUUAUGGAGUUCGCGAGCUUGUUUGUGUGUCUGUUUUUUGUGUUGUCUACUAAACAAAUACUAGGACAGGUAGGGUCAUUAUGCCGCAGUAACGAGAGGCUGCUGACGUGUGGGGGUUGUCAGAAAACCUGCGUAGAUCCCGUGCCUCGGUGCGAGGGUAUUUGCCGAACUGGAUGCUACUGCGAAGAAGGGGAUGUUAGAAAUGCUACCGGACAUUGCAUUAAAUUAGCCGAUUGUCCUCCCGUUGUAUACAAAACAAAUCCAGACGAUGUGGAAUGUCCACUGAACGAAGAGUAUCGCUUGUGCGAGUCAUGCAAUAAAUCGUGCGACAAUCCGAACCCAAUUUGUCCAGCACAGUGUUCCAGAGGCUGCUUUUGUAAAGAGGGUCUGGUGAGGGACAGAGAUGGGAAAUGUGUGAAAUAUAACCGAUGUUCGAAGUUCACACAAAUUGAAGCAAAUAAUAUAACGGUAAUUGACAAGCACAACUGCGCUCCGCACCAAGUGUACAAACUUUGUGAGAACUGUGAGAAGACUUGCAACAACCCUAAUCCCAAAUGUCCAGCACAGUGCAGUAAAGGCUGCUUCUGUGACGACGGCUUCUACAAAACACGAAAUGGUAGCUGUGUCAAACUUCAGGACUGCCCUGCAGCUCGACCAAUUCCACCGUUACCCUAUCAGAUAAACUGUGGCCCUCACCAGAUCUUCAAAAUCUGCGAGAAUUGCGAAAAAACCUGCAGCAACCCGAACCCAAUAUGUCCUGCUCAAUGUACCAGGGGUUGUUUUUGCAAUGAUGGCUUCUAUAAGGCACCAAAUGGAAGUUGUGUGAAACUCGAAGACUGUCCUGAAGCCGAGGUAACCGUAGGAGAUGCUCAUGACACGUCCAUUGAUGACUGUCAUCCGGACGAGGAGUUCUUAUCGUGCGGCUGGUGCGAACCGAACUGUUCCCAACCUCAGCCCGAGUGCCCGCUGAAGAUCUGCACAAGCGGGUGUCUGUGCAAGCCUCCACUUCUGAGACAUUGGAGUGGACACUGUGUUGAAGCGAAAGACUGUUUGCCACAAAGAUGUACGAAGCCACACGAAGAGUUUGUUUGUCGGUACGGUUGUGAGCCGAAAUGUCAGAAACAUGCAUGUAGGGUACGUCCAACGCGUUGCACUCUCGGUUGCCACUGCAAAUUGGGCCUACUGAGAGAUUCUAGUGGAAAUUGUGUAACUCCUAAUAAAUGUACGCAAGUUUCAAAAAUAGAACGCAACAAUCUGACCAGUCCUUUUAAUGUAGAUCUAAAUAAUCAAUUGACUCAAAUAUAUAAUUUUAAAUGA
Molecule: messenger RNA, 1337 nt
Organism: Achroia grisella
Lineage: Eukaryota; Metazoa; Arthropoda; Insecta; Lepidoptera; Pyralidae
Product: zonadhesin-like
Exons: 7
Coding region: 24-1337 (437 amino acids)
Source: RefSeq, a predicted model, not a curated record